UGGCUUGUUAAAUCUUUUUAAUUAUACAUGCGGGACGCGCCCACUUUGCUCUGGAGGGGGCAUUUAAAGCGCUUUAGUCAGCUGUUUUGUGAGCCAUGCAGCGGCUUGUGCCCCAAUUGGAAGUAUGUGUGCCUCCUGUGAUCCAUCCCCAAGUAUCCCUCUAUGGCAUGCCACAGACCCUGCUCCCAGAACCCUGGAUGCUGAUUAAUAGCAACACUGCAAUGGAAGAAAUAUUUGGAUCUGAGCUUCCUGAAUCUAUAUCCUGCACUGAGAGAAUGUAUGGUGCAAAUACAGUCAGUGUCGGUGUUGAUACAGAACUCGACCUUCAGGAAUUUGACCGCUCAGAUUUCAGAAUGACUACAUCUCAUGAUGCUGCAGCCAGAUAUGAGAUGGAUCAAGCCACACUGCAGAGACGACAGAAACAAAUCUACUAUGGGAAGAACACUGUUGGUUAUCAAUGCUACCUACAACAGGUGCCCAAGACUGAAAGAAAGCCAGGGGUUCGCCCUCGAACCCCUAACAAAUGUAGGAAAUACAGUCGCCGCUCCUGGGACACGCAAAUAAAACUUUGGAGACGUGCUUUACAUGCUUGGGAUCCUCCUUCACAAAAAUCAUUUCAGGAGGAGCAUUCGUUUAAUCCAACGCAAAGACUACUGGAGUCUUGGCUACAGGAUAGCAAAUCAUUGCAAAAGCAAGACAUCGACUGGCUUGGUUUACAGCUCUCUACCCUGCACAACUUGGACUACUGUGAAGGCCAGAUGCAAAAUUCUUUUGAUUGGCUGCAGUUUCGUGAUCACACAAAUGACUACACCUAUCCACACUGGUUAGGCUUGUAAAUGAUACAACUAUAGAGAUGACGCAUCUUUUCUGAAUCUCAAUUGCUGUGCUCAAUACUUUAACAUAUUCAAAAAUUAGUUUCAUAAUUAAAGCCACAGGCUCUUAAGGAGCUCCCUGGAAGACAGGGUCAUCUUCUAGUUUGGCUGCAUACCUUUCACUACUGUAGUUUGUCUCCUUCCAAAAAAUAAAUGGCUUGGUGCAUUUUCUUAACUUUUUAUUUCUAAAUGUCUCUCAGUACUCUCAUUUGGGUUGAAAUGAUUUCCUUGGCACAGAUGCAUUUUUUUUUUUUUUUUUAAACUGGUAUUCUAAAUGUCUGUCUCUGUAUUUUUUUUGUUUAGGUUAAAAUUAUUUCCUUUACACAGUGAGAUUUUUCCCAUCUCUCUAAUAACGGAGUUUAGCACUAUAAUGUGCUUUAUUUGCACUAUAUCUCAAAUGGCUUGAGGAUUGCUAACUAUGUACCAGUCUUAAUUUGCUUAUCCUACAUUUGUCCUUCAAGUAUAUGGGGAAAACUGAGCUUUAAUAGAGCUACACCAUCACUCAAUUGUGUCGUUUGGUUGGAAACUAGUGUGCACUAAGAAAUCGCUAGUAUAGGUGCACAAAUUCCACAAUCAAGUUUUUAGUGUUUAAUGUGUUGGCAAUUUAAUUUGUAUAUGAAUUUUUAAAUAAAUAAUUUUAUUGUAAUGCUCUUUGUAUUCAAUUUUUACAUUAAUAUUUAUGUAGAGGCCAGCCUCAUUUAGUACGCAUGAUGCUGCUCUGCAUUAUAACGAGUGCUGCAAUCUGGGUUUUACUGGGUGCUACUAGAAAUGGUGGGGGCAGGUUUAUAGUGCAAUAAAGGUUACAGGAGUGGGGCAGGCAAAAAGUCAGAAUAGCUGUGUGCCAGGAACAGUUUAAACUUCUACACAGUAGUACUCUGCAAAUUUCUGAAGUAUACCAAAUACUAUAUCAUGAUGGCAUGAAUGAAAACCUUCUCCUUAGUUGCUGCAAGACUGGUGGCCGAGGGGUUAUUGGAGGCGUAGAUCCUUCCACAGCCAUAUACCACUGGCGGGAUACAGUUGGCUCCCACAGAUCGUUCCUUGGCUUUUAUCAGAGUGUGGCCUCGUCUUUUCAACCGAUGCACACCUGUCAGAGACUGGACAGAGUUCCCAAUCACUUUGAAUAGAGGAUAUUUAUAAAGUUUUCUUACCUUACCAACAACUGCAAAUACCCCUGUGUGAUAUCACUCUAGUUUGGAGAAAGGAAGGAGACUCUGAGUAAUUUACUCCUCCUGUUAAAGAAAAAAAAAAGUGUAAUUUUCUAAACUUAGUCUCCCUCACUAAAUAUUACAUAACUGUUUUUAGUUAUUUAACUCCUUCCCUGGCAAGU
Molecule: messenger RNA, 2199 nt
Organism: Xenopus laevis (African clawed frog)
Lineage: Eukaryota; Metazoa; Chordata; Amphibia; Anura; Pipidae
Product: oocyte-specific histone RNA stem-loop-binding protein 2-like
Exons: 7
Coding region: 96-836 (246 amino acids)
Source: RefSeq, a predicted model, not a curated record